CUUUCUACUCGAAUGAUAAAAAGAACUGCACAACAGUCAAACGUUAAUUAAAUAAGUAUGAAGCCUAUCGACUUCCAUCCCUUUCAAAGUCGUUAGGAUAAAAACACACAAGGAAAAAUAACUUUCCGGUGCAAUAUUCGCACGUCGUCAAGAAAAAUAAAUUCUUAAGGCAGCUGGAAGAUACUUUACCUUGAAGCAAUUUAUAACAUAAUUGAGUACUAGCAGCACAUAUUUUGGUGUUCAUAAUCUGAGUCAAGCUUCACAAAAGUAUCCGAUAAAACCAAAGAUCCUAUAUACAAUUUUGGUAUAAGAGAGCUGAUGAGUGAGUCACCGACAGAAUUUCAUUACACAUUUUGCAAAUUCAAACUAUCAGAGUGUGUUUACUUUGAAUUCCAUGAAUUGAGAAAGUUUACCUGAUUAUCAAUUAGUUUGAAGGACAGCUGCCAUGCCAUUUAAGGUAGCUUUCAUUGUGGUAUCCUUUAUGUCUUUAAUUUUACUACGGAAAGCUGUUAUUGGAUGAGAAAAAAACGUGUUAAUUGAUCCUUUUUGCGAAAUAUCGAAAAAGAAAAUCAUCACUGAACAUCAUGGUAACUAAGGAGGAGUUUUCCUUUUAUGAUAUCAGUUUGGGAGCCAAGGGUUUUUUUUCUUGCACUUUGAUAAUCACAAUAUUUCCUUCUGAUGCCCUGGAGGAACGUGAAAAUCAACCCAAGUCUGAAAUGUUCUUGAUCACGACAGGUGCGAAAUUCACAUGUGCGGUAAUAUAUGCAUCGGGGUAUGGCGAAAAACGCAUGUAAUAACUAGAUAGCUGCCAUAUUUUCUCUCCUUUGAGCUUAUAACGGGAAAUCACUGGUUUGUUGCACACACUGAAGUCCGAACCAGAGAGAUAACGUGCGUUUAAGAAAAAAAAACUGAAUUUGACGAACUACGUCGAUCGAUGAAAAAACUAAUUUUCUUCCACUUCGUUAAAAAAUGAACGAAACCUUGGGCAAUAUAAAUGGCACCUCUUGGCAAACAGUUUUUAUCUUCUGCUGGUUUGGUUCAAUGAGCUUAAUCAUUGCUAUUUUGAACACUGCAAUUUGCACUUUGCUUUGGACGCAAAAGCGACUUCACAACAUCAGCAACUUGUUCUUUGUCAACUUGGCCGUUGCAGAUAUUUUGGUCGGCUUUGUGGCGAUACCAUGGAAGAUGUUGUACUUUGGAGUGUCACCCGUACCUCAGUGGCUUACAGCAGUUGUCACGGCCGUAGAUUAUGUAUUGAGCUUAUCUUUCCUCAGCAUUUGCGCCCUAACCUACGACAGAUAUCAAGCAAUUCUCCAUCCACUAACAUACUGCAUUAAAAUGGGCGUCACAAAAGUGUGCAAAGUUCUGUUUUUAGUUUGGAUUCUACCAGGAAUGAACUUUCUAAAGCUAAUUUGGAUGCUGUCACCAGAAAUCUCCUUUCAGCCCUUGAACGGCACUUUUAAUGCAUUUCUUUUUUCUUUCUUACUAACAGCAACUGGAGGAGUUGUUUUUGCUUAUGUUCGAAUUUCUUGCGCGGCCACAAUGCAGGAAAACCGAGUGCGGAAAUUAAACGUCCAUGCCUCGAGAAAUCAACGAUUAAAGUUUAGCAAAGCAAUAAGGUCCUGCCUCGGUGUUACAAUCUGUUUCGCGUGUUGUUGGUUGCCACGAGGAACCUACUUGAUUGCAAGAAGUUCUCAGUUUUCUACGUCUUACGAAGAAUACGAUCUGAUUACAUUUGGCCUGAUGUCUUUAUCGCCAGUUUUAAAUCCAAUCAUUUAUUCCAUCUUCAACCGCGACAUUAGAAGAACGUUAGAGGUACUUUGGAACAGAUGCCAAGAAAAAUCGAGAUUGCAGAACCAAAAGUUUGGAAGUUCUCACGCUAGUUCAUCACGGACAGUCAACACGAUCACCCGCAGCGAACACAUUGAACUGUCAAGAAAUGCAAAUUUGUAGUAUCAUGCAAUUUAAAGAGGGCUACUUGUUCCUUAAUUUCAAAAUAUAAAGAGUUAAAGAUGACCAUCGCAUUAAUCUCCGCGUUCUACUGGAGACAAGAGGGAUGGUACGUCAGCAAUUUUAGGGCAAAAACGGAGAUCAAAGUAGACCAAAAGUUGGUAAUAAGAAUGUCACAGGAUUGAUGCGGCCGUUUGAAAGCCUUUCUACAAGCCAUAAUGAAGGAACCUAUAACUCCUCUAGCAGGUCGUUCUGUAACGCGUUGGUUUAGAAGGUUACGCUAACGCGGUAAAAGUUGACUCAAACCAACCAACGUUAAAAUAAGCUUUGAAAACAUCGCAUGCCAACUAAUAUGUUUGAACUCCAGAGACUGUCGUCCAGCCAUGUAGCAAAGAGAAGUUACCCGCUAUGAAGCACGGUUAGGGCAUUCUUUUAUC
Pocillopora damicornis (cauliflower coral) is the source of this 2387-nucleotide messenger RNA. RefSeq names its product trace amine-associated receptor 2. Gene Ontology annotation, cellular component: membrane. NCBI's taxonomy places the organism in Eukaryota, Metazoa, Cnidaria, Anthozoa, Scleractinia, Pocilloporidae. Gene Ontology annotation, molecular function: G protein-coupled receptor activity. Gene Ontology annotation, biological process: G protein-coupled receptor signaling pathway. The record is from RefSeq and is a predicted model, not a curated record.